This is a messenger RNA of Prunus armeniaca (apricot), 1032 nucleotides long. NCBI's taxonomy places the organism in Eukaryota, Viridiplantae, Streptophyta, Magnoliopsida, Rosales, Rosaceae. The record is from the annotation of a GenBank genome assembly.
AUGACUAAUUCAAGUUUCAAUAUGUUAAACCUUAUUAACAUUGAGAAACUGAAUGGGACCAACUUCAAGACAUGGAAGCAACAAAUUGAUAUGAAUUUGGGAUUACUUGAGUUCACCAUAGCUUUUAAGGAGCCUAAGCCAGCAGCUUUGACUAAUAUCAGUAGUCAAGAAGAAAAGGAUGCUUUUAAGAAAUGGGAGAGAGCAAAUGAUAUGUCUUUGCUUAUAAUGCAAAAUUCAAUGGAAGAGCACAUCAGAGGUGGCAUUCCAGGCUGUGAUCUUGCUAAGGAUUAUAUGGAAGCUGUGGAGGAAAAGUUUAAGAGGUCUGACAAGGCUGAAUCAAGUUCUUAUCUUACUACACUCACUUCAACCAAGUUUGAUGGAACUGGGAGCAUGAGAGAGCAUCUCCUCAAACUUGUUAAUGUGGCAAACAAGCUCAACAAUCUGGAUUUGCAGAUUACUGAUCAAUUCCUUGUUCAUAUGGCUCUCAAUUCCUUGUCUUCUGAUUAUGAGCAAGUGAAGAUCAACUACAAUACCCAGAAAGAGACUUGGACUAUCAAUGAACUUAUUGCUAUUUGUUGUCAAGAGGAGGAGAGAUUAAAAAAGGGCAAAGCUGAAGUUGUCAAUUUCGUACAUGCUGGGAAAGGAAAGAAAGUAGCUACAGUCAAUAAAUCUGGAAAUCCCAAUCAGAAGACAAAUGCACCUAAACAGGGAUUCAAAAGCCAGAAGGACCAAAAUAGAGAGAUCUACAAAGUCUUUGUUGGAAAUGGAACAAAAGUAGAAGUAGAGUCUGUUGGUAGUGUUAAGUUAGAGUUGUCAUCUGUUUUCAAAUUAGAAGUUGAAAAUCAGCUUAACCAAACCAUUAAAGUUGUAAGAUCAGAUCGUGGUGGAGAAUAUUUUGGCAGGCAUACAGAGGCUGGACAACAAAAGGGUCCUUUUGCUAUUUUUCUUCAAGAGCAAGGCAUUGUAGCACAAUAUACAACACCUGGAACUCCACAUCAAAUGGAGUGGCAGAGAGGAGAAAUUGGACACUGA